AUGCUUUUGAUUGAUGUCCCUGUACCUGUAACAUCUCCGUGGCUCAUCACUGAAUACUGCACCCCUGGCCAUCUGGACACUCAGCUGGAGUGGAGGAUUUUUCAGAUUCUAGAUGCAGCAAGUAAGGAUAGAUGGGGUUCUUCAAACUUCAACUCAGGUGCCAACUCUCCAUCCUCCACAAAGCCCCGGAGCACAACGAAGAGUGGGAAGAACUUCCAUUAUAUCACCAUCCUCAGAGACCCAGUGUCUCGGUACCUGAGCGAAUGGAGACAUGUCCAGAGGGGAGCAACAUGGAAAGCAUCCCUGCACGUCUGUGAUGGAAGGCCCCCGACCUCUGAGGAACUGCCCAGCUGCUACACCGGUGAUGACUGGUCUGGAUGCCCUCUCAAAGAGUUCAUGGACUGCCCCUAUAAUCUGGCCAACAACCGCCAAGUCCGCAUGCUGUCUGACCUGACUCUAGUGGGCUGCUACAACCUCUCUGUCAUGCCUGAAAAGCAAAGAAACAAAGUCCUUCUGGAAAGUGCCAAAUCCAAUCUGAAGCACAUGGCAUUCUUUGGCCUCACUGAGUUUCAGCGCAAGACCCAGUACCUGUUUGAGAAGACCUUCAACAUGAACUUUAUUUCGCCGUUUACCCAGUAUAAUACCACUAGGGCCUCUAGUGUUGAGAUCAAUGAGGAAAUCCAAAAGCGUAUUGAGGGACUGAAUUUUCUGGAUAUGGAGCUGUACAGCUAUGCUAAAGACCUCUUUCUGCAAAGGUAUCAGUUCAUGAGGCAGAAAGAGCAUCAGGAUGCCAGGCGGAAGCGUCAGGAGCAACGGAAAUUUCUGAAGGGAAGGUUCCUUCAGACCCAUUUCCAGAGUCAGAGUCAGAGUCAGAGUCAGGGUCAGAGCCAGGGUCAGAGCCAGGGUCAGAGCCAGGGUCCAGGUCAGAAUCUGAGUCAGAAUCCAAAUCCCAACCCAAAUCAGAACCUGACUCAGAAUCUGAGUCAGAAUCUGACUCAGAGUUCAAAUCCCAAUUUGACCCAAAGGGAGAACCACGGAAGUCAGAAGCAGGGCUCAGGCCAGGAGCAGAGUGAUAGCAGCACCAGCAAUGGCACCAAUGACUACAUAGGGAGCGUAGAGACAUGGCGCUAACUGGCUCUCAAUGGCUUGUGCACACUGCUUCUCAAAGCAUCACCAAAAAGAUGGCGUGUAUCUUACAAGAUGAAAAUGUCCAAACACAUCCUGCUUCCUUCAUUUUGGAAGUUCAAAAGAAAAGUGUAGACGUUGCCUUUACAGUUGCCUUUUGAUUCAGUGUUCUACUGUGUGUGGGUAAAACAAAUCUCAGUGUGUAAUUAAAUUGUCUGCUUUGGGAUGAACUACUUCUGAAAUCCAAGAGCCAAACCAGACUCACCAGAAAUUGCAGUUUAGAUAUUUUAAGAAGUUCUUAAAUUAGGUAUGGGAGACACAAAGAAAACAUGAAAUGUGGCCGUUUAAACUUAUGGCUAAGAAACAGACUUUAAAUGAUUCCGGAUACCUGUUAAAACCCAAUCUUGAAAGCACCUCCUCCCCGCAGGGGAAGUAUAAGUAAAAAACAUGAACAGACUAAAGACACUAAAACUAUUCAUUUCCUUGUUUUAACAAGGAGCCUAUUUAAACAGAAAAACAACUGAUGAUAAAUUUUGCCAAAUUGUAGAAAGUAAACAAUUUCUCACUUAAAUGUAGGUGGGUUUAUGUAAAAAUAAUGGCUUUUCAAAUAGAUCGGGAUUCGUGUCUUGUAAUUUAACAGAUGUUUAAAAUUUAGAAUUUUUCUACCUUCUGCUGAUUAAAAGGUUUUAAACAGGGUAUAUCUCAUAUUAACAAAGCAUUUUUUUCCAAAUGGAAAGAUCCAGUUUCCAGAUGGUUUCUGGGCACUGUAAUUUCAACAAUUUCGAUCUUUUUGGCGCUGCUUCUCAUUCACUUUAAGGCUUCUCCAAGUUGUGCUCAUUCCAAAGGAAUCCAUGUAUAGAAUUCUUCUUCAUCAUCUAAACAGCGUGUUGCUAAAUCUCUUGUGGUAUUUAAUCCUGGACUAAAGUCAGGACUUUCUAUAGAAUUGUCUUAUCAAUGUCUGUGUAGUAAGGUCCUUAAGAAGAACUCUCAAACAGGAUAAUGUGUCUCUUAAUAUUGCUGAAGUUAUUACUCUUCAUCAGAUUGAACUGAACCUGAAUGUGAACUGUUAAUUACUUUGUUUAUUGUAAUGUUUCCAGUUUGGCUGGCUAUUUCUGGCCUAUGGUUCUUUUCUUGUAUUGACAGAUUUGUACACAAUAAUAAGAGCAAAAAAUUUUCUCAAAGACAACGGUAAACUAAUCAUUGAGAUAGCCAGAGUUACUCAAUAACACCAAAAGCUGCCUCUUGAUAGUUGAGCUUGACACUUCUACCAAGUUUUUGUUUAUGAACGAUCAAAAAUGAAGACUGCUCGGCAGCAAAGCUAGUCAGGGACACACGAGUUGAAGGUAAUAGUUUGGUAGUAUACAUCUGUGAAUAGUAUUCUGAUGACUUCAAUUACAAAUUGAACAAAGGAAAAAUUAUAUACACACUGUGUUGUUAAAUAUCAUACUGCUUGGCAGUUUACACCUCAUGGUUGUUGCUACACUUCUAUAAGAACUUACAUUAAUCCCUUGACUUUCAGCCAAACAAGGUGACUAGAAGUGAUAUUCAUGCUUUUAAGAAGGACAUACUUAGAAGUAUGAUCAUAAAGUCAUACCUAUCAUAGUCUGCCCAAGUGCAUGACCUGGUUUCAUCUGUAAUAAUAUGGCCACAAGUUGGACACGAAGUUGAGUAUCUGGCUCUAAAGGGAUUUUCUUGACUCUGAGCUCUGUGACAAUAUUUACAGCUUUUUGUGGUGUUGCAGUGUUGAGAAUGAUGAUACCUAAAAAAACACAAAAAAUAAAAAAAUUAAAAAAAAACUAGGAAAAAACAAAAACAAAAAAAACUGGGAGGAAUUUUUAAAAGCACAUCUUGAAGUCAAAGUAUUUUAGAAUGAACUUUUUUGGUGUACAUUGUGUUCUUGAAAUAUUCUGUAGAUCACUAUGGUAUUUCAGUAAUUUUAGUUUUAAUUGAAAAUGAUUGCUCUUAAAACUGACAGUGUUGGAAAGCAGGACGAAGUCUGAGCCAGUGGAAAAGCUCAUUACGGAAAAAAAAAAAGUGUUAUUGCUGUGGUGUGCAUGGUUUGCAGAGAUUAAGUGCAUCUUCUCUGUCUCUACUGAUUACUGUAUAUAGAGAAUGUUAUAAAUAUACAUUUUUGUCAUCAUCAUGUAAAUCCCACGAUUUCAAACUGUAAACAUCUGUUCAGUGGUGUAGCUUUACGAACCGUUCACUGAUUUUGUGUAAUUUAACAAUAGAUGUGAAAUAAAGUUCCAAUUGCA
Molecule: messenger RNA, 3380 nt
Organism: Rattus rattus (black rat)
Lineage: Eukaryota; Metazoa; Chordata; Mammalia; Rodentia; Muridae
Product: heparan-sulfate 6-O-sulfotransferase 2-like
Exons: 5
Coding region: 1-1131 (376 amino acids)
Cellular component (GO): membrane
Molecular function (GO): heparan sulfate 6-sulfotransferase activity
Source: RefSeq, a predicted model, not a curated record